Molecule: messenger RNA, 1677 nt
Organism: Vicia villosa (hairy vetch)
Lineage: Eukaryota; Viridiplantae; Streptophyta; Magnoliopsida; Fabales; Fabaceae
Exons: 4
Coding region: 705-1475 (256 amino acids)
Source: RefSeq, a predicted model, not a curated record
CUGCUACAGAAUAGCAGAGAGAGAAAAGAAAAGAAGAAAACUACUAACAUCAUCAUCUCAUUCAUUAUUUUUUUUUUUUCUUUCUUUUUCCAACCCCUAACCUAAUCUAUUUUUUUUCCAUCUCUGACCCAUUCCAUUAUUUCUCUCUCUACAUACAAUCAAAGAAGAAAAACAUAAAAAUCAAAGAGUCCACACCACAUCACAACACACUCUUUCUCUCUCAUCAAUGGCCCAGCUGGACCUAAAAUUAAGAUUGAAGAAAGAAAAACAAAAAAAGAGAAAGAAUGGGAAACAAAAAGAUAGAGAGGUGUGUUGUUAGAUUAGAUGUGUUCAAUUGUCCUCCAACCAAACCCACCUUAUUAGUAUAUGAGAAUAUGUUGCCGAAAUUACCCUUCUGCAAGCCCCCAAAAAAUGCCAUCUUCAUCACUGGUUAUUCAAAACAAGAAUAUUUUUCACCGAGUUAUGUGGGCUUUUUCGGUUUCUUUCUCUUGGUCAGAGUUUCACAGAAACACGAGAACCUUCUUAACCCUUUCCCCUUCUUUCUUCCUUUAUUAUUUUCACUAUUAUUUCGCCUCUUCUUUUUCUCUCCUCUAUUACCUCUCUCUAUAUCUAUAUCUUCUAUACCUCUCUUUCUCUCUCUUAACCUUUCUUAUUCUUUCUCUCUCUAGUUUUUUGUUUCUCUUUUCUUCUUCUCUGAUCUCGUCAUGAUGAAGAAGAUGAAAGGUGUUGCUGGUUCUAUGAAUCCUUCUUCUGAUGUGUUUAUGGAUCAGAGAUCUAUGAUGAGACACCAGAGUCUCUUGCAGGACUAUCAAGAUUUGCAUAAGGAAACAGAAGCCAUGAGAAUGAAAUUGGAAGCUGUGAAGCAGAAAAAGUUGAUUCUUUCAGCUGAAGUUAGAUUCUUAAGGCAACGAUAUGCGUAUUUGUUGAAACAUCCUCUUCCUAAGCCUCAACCAAAGCAAGAAGUUUUAAAGCCACAAAAGCUCAAAAUCAAAGAGCCAAAGAUCACAAAGGGAAGGAAUUACAAUAGAAAGGAAUCUACUUUACGACCUCACACCAGUUCUAAAUCAAACUCAAAAGAAAGAGUUUUCAAUGGAGUUGUUGAAGACACGAGGCAGAAAAGUGGCUAUGUGUUUGAUUUAAACCAGAAUGGUGGUAGAAGCUUAAGUAAAAAAGAUGGUUCUUUUCAUAGCUCUUCUGUUCCUAUGCUUGACUUGAAUCACAAAGAUAGGGUUCAUAGUGGGAAAGAAGCCACAAAGAAGAGUGUAACUCCUUUUUUCGACUUGAACCAGAUAUCGAGAGAAGAGGAGGAAUUAGAGGGAAACAAUCAGCCAAUGUGGAUUGAAGAACAAAGAGGUGUGAAUGAGGAACAGCACAAUGAUAUCAAGCUUUCAGUUUGUAGAAACCUUGGAGAAGGAUCAAGUAGGGUAGGGAAAAGGAAGAUAACAUGGCAAGACCAAGUGGCAUUAAGGGUUUGAUCAUUCAUAAGAGUAGUAUAGUACAGUUGGCUUUAACUCCUGCCAAGUUGGAAUGUGUAUUCUACCAGUUGGCUUUACUUUCAACAAAAAAAAAGCAUUCUAGUUUAUGUUUUCAUCUUGUAAAGAUAAAAUAUACUACUCUAUAGAAUCAUCAUGUCAUUAUAUGUUCAAUAUAUAUAUAAUAUUUAGAUUGAAUGAAGAA